AUGUCCCAGAUCACUAAGCUUCGUGAGGUCCUUAACAAGGCUGGUGAUGGUAGCUACAAGCUCUCCGUCAAUGACUUUAUUAUCAAGGCUUCCGCUCUCAGCUUGAAGCAAGUGCCUGAAGUCAACGCUGCAUGGCAAGGCGACAUUAUCAGACAAUACAACAAUGCCGAUAUUUCUAUUGCUGUUGCCACCCCUACCGGUUCGCUUACUCCCAUUGUUACCGGUGUUGAGGGCCGUGGAUUGUCUGAUAUUUCCAACACUGUCAAGGAUAUGGCUGCUCGUGCACGCAACGGCAAGCUUGCUCCUCAUGAAUACCAAGGUGGCAGCUUUAGCAUUUCCAACCUUGGUAUGUACGGCGUGAAGCACUUUACUGCCAUCAUCAACCCUCCUAUGGCAUGCAACCUCGCUAUUGGUGCUACCACUCAAAAGGUGGUUCCUGAUGCUACCAAGGAAAAGGGUCUUGCUGUUCGCAAUGUUAUGGAAGUCUCUCUUUCCAGUGACCACCGUGUCGUUGAUGGCGCUGUUGCAGCAACCUGGUUGAAGGCUUUCAAGGGCUUCAUGGAGAACCCUCUCAAGAUGCUCCUCUAA
Messenger RNA from Lichtheimia ornata, 588 nucleotides. RefSeq names its product pyruvate dehydrogenase complex dihydrolipoamide acetyltransferase. Lineage: Eukaryota; Fungi; Mucoromycota; Mucoromycetes; Mucorales; Lichtheimiaceae. The record is from RefSeq and is a predicted model, not a curated record. Gene Ontology annotation, cellular component: pyruvate dehydrogenase complex. The transcript has 2 exons. The coding region runs from base 1 to 588 and encodes 195 amino acids. Gene Ontology annotation, molecular function: dihydrolipoyllysine-residue acetyltransferase activity. Gene Ontology annotation, biological process: pyruvate decarboxylation to acetyl-CoA.